Propithecus coquereli (Coquerel's sifaka) is the source of this 2346-nucleotide messenger RNA. RefSeq names its product ZPR1 zinc finger (gene ZPR1). Gene Ontology annotation, biological process: positive regulation of gene expression; Cajal body organization; axon development. Gene Ontology annotation, cellular component: cytoplasm; axon; nucleus. The record is from RefSeq and is a predicted model, not a curated record. Gene Ontology annotation, molecular function: zinc ion binding; translation initiation factor binding. The transcript has 14 exons. Lineage: Eukaryota; Metazoa; Chordata; Mammalia; Primates; Indriidae. Bases 599 to 1978 code for a protein of 459 amino acids.
AUGUAGUGAGGAUGAGGGGGUGGGGAUAAAAAUAAGGGCUGUGUAUUUGAGGCUGGAAUUUGGGGAGGUGCUUAUGAGGACAGAAAUAGGGAGUGGGAAGAACAGAAAGCGAGAGGGAUUGAGGGACUGAGAGAGAGGAGGCUGAGCCACCCUGAGAGGGGGACGUAGAAUCCAAGCAGCGUCUAGCCCAACAGUGGAACGAAGCAAGCCCAGCUCCGGGCCGCACCUUCUCCGGGAUACCCUGGGACAAGCCAGGCCUCUUGCCCUCAGGCUCUUGUAGACAGACUCAUGGACCAAUAGAACCCUGUGCAGUGGAGCUAUCGCAAAGGAGCAACGAACUGCCCUGGGUCUGAAAGGACGUCUUGGUGGAAGUGACGGCUGAGUUGAAGUGGGUCUGGCUGGCUUUGGAAGUCCGAGUCACAUAAUUCCGAAAACCGGCAGUCCUCGUCAGCGGCCGCUCCUCGACAGCCCAGAAUAGGAGGUCUCUUCCAGACAGCACUAGCCGCAGCUGGCGGAAGUGCCGGGGAAAGGGGGUGGGGCCGCGAGAGCAGCGGAAGCCGGAAGCCGGAAGCCGAAGCCUGAGCUGCGCGUGGCUGUGAUGGCGGCCAGCGGGGCGGUGGAGACCGCGCCCCCGGGGGCCACCAUCGCCCCCUCGCCCGACCCUCCCCCGUCUCUCGCCCCGGGACACUUGUUCCGGCCCCUCAGCGCCGAGGACGAGGAGCAGCAACCCACCGAGAUCGAGUCGCUGUGCAUGAACUGUUACAACAACGGCAUAACGCGCCUCCUGCUCACCAAGAUCCCCUUCUUCAGAGAAAUAAUCGUGAGCUCCUUUUCCUGUGAGCACUGUGGCUGGAACAACACGGAGAUCCAGUCGGCAGGCAGGAUCCAGGACCAGGGAGUGCGUUACACUUUGACUGUCAGGGCCCUGAAGGACAUGAACAGAGAAGUAGUGAAGACUGACUCUGCCACCACAAGGAUCCCUGAGCUGGAUUUUGAAAUUCCUGCCUUCAGCCAGAAGGGAGCUCUGACCACUGUUGAAGGAUUGAUCAACCGUACUAUCUUUGGCCUGGAGCAGGACCAGCCCACACGAAGGGCAAACAAAGAUGCCACAGCUGAAAGAAUUGAUGAGUUCAUUGUCAAACUGAAGGAGCUAAAGCAAGUGGCCACCCCUUUCACUCUGAUCAUUGAUGAUCCUGCAGGUAACAGCUUUGUGGAAAACCCCCAUGCUCCCCAGAAAGAUGAUGCCUUGGUGAUCACACACUACAACCGGACCCUACUGCAAGAAGAGAUGCUGGGGCUCCAAGCAGAAGCACCAGCAGAGAAGCCACAAGAGGAAGAUCUCAGAAAUGAAGUGUUGCAGUUCAACACAAACUGCCCAGAAUGCAAUGCCCCGGCUCAGACCAACAUGAAGCUAGUACAAAUCCCCCACUUUAAGGAGGUUAUCAUCAUGGCUACCAACUGCGAGAACUGCGGGCAUCGGACCAAUGAGGUGAAAUCUGGAGGAGCAGUAGAGCCCUUGGGCACCAGGAUCACUCUCCAUAUCACAGAUCCCUCAGAUAUGACCAGAGACCUCCUCAAGUCUGAGACGUGUAGUGUGGAAAUUCCGGAGCUAGAAUUUGAACUGGGAAUGGCUGUCCUCGGGGGCAAGUUCACCACACUGGAGGGGCUGCUGAAAGAUGUCCGGGAACUGGUGACCAAGAACCCUUUCACACUGGGUGACAGUUCCAGUCCUGGCCAGACGGAGAAACUGCAGGAGUUUAGCCAGAAGUUGGACCAGAUCAUUGAGGGUAACAUGAAGGCCCACUUUAUUAUGGAUGAUCCAGCAGGAAACAGUUACUUGCAGAAUGUGUAUGCACCUGAAGAUGAUCCUGAGAUGAAGGUGGAGCGUUAUAAGCGCACCUUUGAUCAAAACGAGGAGCUAGGGCUCAAUGACAUGAAGACGGAGGGCUAUGAGGCUGGCCUGGCUCCACAGCGGUAGCAGUGGGCAGGUCAUGCAUGGACCAGUCUCCUGUGCUGCUCUACCGCAGGGUUAUUUAUUACUAUUGGAAUAAGGCUGGGUGUGUCCUCCCCACCAGCCCUUGCUCGUGGUGAGGAGGACACCUGGUCUGAGUCAAGAGACCUACGCACACUUUCUAAACAGCUGGUGAUGCAAGUACAAGCCUAUUGUGUUACUUGACCUUAUUUUAGAGGUUUUCAAUUGCCCUGGGAAGAAACCCGGAAAUGGACCAGGGGGCAUGUCAUUAUCACUUUUUCCCUAUUAGGUCUUUACCCUCCCUCCACAUAAUGCUCUGUCCUCUAAGAUUGGAACUCUGAAGUUGGAGAAGGUAAAAUAAAGUUACAGCGGGA